Messenger RNA from Haplochromis burtoni (Burton's mouthbrooder), 2155 nucleotides. RefSeq names its product beta-2 adrenergic receptor. Gene Ontology annotation, biological process: adenylate cyclase-activating adrenergic receptor signaling pathway; norepinephrine-epinephrine-mediated vasodilation involved in regulation of systemic arterial blood pressure; negative regulation of smooth muscle contraction. Gene Ontology annotation, cellular component: membrane. The transcript has 4 exons. The coding region runs from base 394 to 1875 and encodes 493 amino acids. Lineage: Eukaryota; Metazoa; Chordata; Actinopteri; Cichliformes; Cichlidae. The record is from RefSeq and is a predicted model, not a curated record. Gene Ontology annotation, molecular function: beta2-adrenergic receptor activity; norepinephrine binding.
UGGGUGCUGUCCGGCUGUCAGUGCACUGCAGACAUAUGAUAUAUAGCAAAAGCCAUUCCUUGUCCUCUGAUAGGCUACUAUCCUGCUGUGAUGUCAUCGUGGCUUGCUUAUAAAAAGGCUGACAGACUCAGCUGCUUCAAAGGGGCAAGUGUGCUUGAGACCUGAAAGUGUUUAUACAUGUGUGGGAACAGAAACAGGGAGCGAGACAGAGCACGCACGUGUGUGUUUGUCUGUGCAUGUCAGUCGCACACUAACUCCUGAAAUUAACAACUCAGCAAAAAAUGAAGAAGAAGUUGCUGGCAGACACUUUAUUAUGAAUCUUUGUGUGGUGGAUUUAAAAGCUUCUGGAGUAUGAAAUCACUGGACUGAAGAAGAGGACAAAGUCUGGAGAUCAUGGGAGGUGUGAGUACUGUGUUAGCACAGACUAACCAUUCACAGCACAGUAACUUCACCCAGGUCUUCAAUUCUUCUAGACCAGAGUACAGUGAUGCAGAACUCGUGCUGCUUGGUGUUGCUAUGGCCAUUCUGGUCCUGGCUAUAGUUUUCGGAAACGUGUUGGUGAUUACCGCCAUCCUGCGGUUUAAGCGGCUGCAGACUGUCACCAAUCUUUUCAUUGCCUCACUGGCUGUUGCUGACCUCAUCAUGGGUGUGGUUGUGGUCCCCUUUGGCUCUAUCUCCAUCCUGCGGGGAGUCUGGCAGUUCGGAAAUUUCAUGUGUGAUUUCUGGACAGCGACCGAUGUGCUGUGCGUGACUGCCAGCAUCGAAACGCUUUGUGUGAUCGCACUGGACCGCUACCUUGCCAUCACCUCGCCGCUCCGCUACCCAACACUGCUCACCAGGGGUCGAGCUGUUGCAGUGGUGCUCGCAGUUUGGGUGGUGGCCUCCCUCAUCUCCUUCCUACCCAUACAUCUGAAGAUGUCGGUGUCACAUGAUCACAUAGCUCUCUUAUGUUUGAAAGAUGAAAACUGCUGUGAGUUCAACACGAACACGGCAUAUGCAGUGACUUCUUCAAUUGUAUCAUUCUACCUGCCACUGGUGGUGAUGAUUUUCCUGUACACCCGCGUGUUCCAGGAGGCUCAGAAACAGCUGGAGAAGAUCCGAGGAAGGGAACGACAUAUGUAUAACUUGCAUUGCGCUUCACAGUUUGCUUAUCCUGAUGAUAGCCCUGCAUUAAAUCAAAGCAGGACAGGAACUGAGGUGGGAGAAGAAGCAGGAGACGAUAGUCUAAAUAUGCAGAACCCAAGUAUGGACACUGGUAAAGAAGAAAAGGGGAAAGAGAGCAGAUUGAGGACAGACAAAAGGGACGGAAAACAUUCCGCCACAAAGCGUCUUAAGUUUUCUCUUAAAGAGCAUAAAGCUGUAAAAACUCUGGGUAUCAUCAUGGGAACUUUCACACUGUGUUGGCUACCAUUCUUCAUCCUCAACAUCCUCAGAGACAUACUCAGCCUGAAAAACAUUGAGGUACCCUUUAGACUCCUCAAUUGGCUUGGAUAUUCCAACUCAGCCUUCAAUCCUCUCAUCUACUGUCGCAGCCCCGAUUUCAGGCACGCCUUCCAGGAGAUACUCCAUUUGAGGAGUAAGGGAAGACAGUGGAGCAUAAGGAGACUAUUGGGACUAUGCAGCGAGAACAGCGGUUAUCCCCCACAAAGGCUGAAUGGGAACUCAGCUCUUACUGAUGUUACAGAACUUGACAUUCAGCAUUCUAGAUGGAAGGGCAGUGUGGAGAGUUCAAUUCAAGGCAGCUCACUGAAUCUGGCUCCUCCAUCUUCUUGCUCUGAGCAAGUUUUAGAUGUAGCUCCAGGAUCCUUGACCAACGGGCAGGCAAACCGUUCAGCCACCUGGAGCUGUAAGGACAGUCUGAGUUCAAUAGCUUGACCAAUUAGAGCAUUAGGAUUCCCAUUGUGUGUGCAGUAAGCACCGAUUUGUUGAAGUUAAUAAUGUUUGUGUUUGAGAGUUGAGUAACUCAACCUUUUUGGUCUUUUAUAAGGCCACGUUGUCAACGUUUUUAUUUAUGAUCCAGGGUCCGAUUUUUCCUCAUAAUGGUGUGAAUCAAGAAGGCAGCUACAUGGGCAAAUUAUAUUCAGCAGUGUCUCCUUUCAAACAGGUAUGAAGUUUGUCUCGAUCAUGAAGGCAUCAUGCUGUAGCUUAUUUAACG